AUGGCAGCAGAAAAUGAGGUGAUCGGUGUUCAUUCCGUUGAAUCAUGGAAGGAACAGAUCCAGAAAGGAACCGAAUCCAAAAAACUGAUUGUGGUGGAUUUUACUGCUUCGUGGUGCGGUCCAUGCCGUUUUAUUGCUCCAAUUCUAGCAGAGAUUGCUAAGAAGACACCUGAAGUCAUCUUCCUCAAGGUGGACAUUGACGAAUUAAAGAGUGUUGCCGAGGAAUGGUCUAUCGAGGCUAUGCCAACCUUCUUGUUCUUGAAAGAAGGCAAGGAAGUCGAUAAGGUAGUUGGUGCUAAGAAGGAAGAGCUGCAGCUGGCAAUAACCAAACAUGCCACAACUGUUGCUACUGCUUGA
Molecule: messenger RNA, 357 nt
Organism: Lathyrus sativus (Indian pea)
Lineage: Eukaryota; Viridiplantae; Streptophyta; Magnoliopsida; Fabales; Fabaceae
Source: the annotation of a GenBank genome assembly